UUGUGCGUUCCACUGGCAUCAUUAUAAGGCCUCAAACUCAAUCACACUCUAUGCAAUAUUGUUGUUGUACUCAGCUCAACCUUAGCUUCAUUAUCCUUUCUAGACCUAGAUUUUGCAAUGAAGCUUCACGCCCGCCAUGAAGAGUUUGGCCUUUGGGAAAGCCAAAGCCGAAUUCUUCAUCAACACACAGGAAAAAUUGUUGUUACAGCAGCCCUUACCUUAACUCUUCUGAUCAUCAUCCCACUUUAUUACCCUUUGUUAGGUUAUUUUCCAUGGAAAGCUUCUUCUUGGUCAUCAUCUACAGUAUCCUUGUUUGGUUAUGAAGAUGAUAUACAGGAUUCAACAGGAGUUGCAGCAGCAGCAUCAGUUAAGCAGUACUGCGACAUUUUUAAUGGAGAAUGGGUUCCAAACCCAGAAGCACCGUAUUACACAAAUUCCACUUGCUGGGCCAUUCAUGAUCACCAGAACUGCAUGAAAUACGGGAAACCUGAUACUGGGUUCAUGAAAUGGAGGUGGAAACCAAAUGACUGUGAGCUACCCAUCUUCAACCCAGCUCAGUUCCUUAAGAUCGUCAGAGGGAAGUCCAUGGCCUUCGUUGGAGACUCGGUGGGGAGAAACCAAAUGCAGUCCCUGAUAUGCCUCUUAUCAAGGGUGGAGUAUCCGGUGGAUGUAUCCAAGACAUCAGAUCAACAAUUCAAACGGUGGCGCUACGUCUCCUACAAUUUCACAAUUGCAUCUUUCUGGGCACCCUAUCUUGUCAAGGCAAAGCAAGCUGACCCCAACAGUCCCCUCUACACUGGCCUAUACAAUCUCUACCUCGAUGAAUUCAACGAUGAAUGGGCCAGCCAGAUCGACGAAUUCGACUAUGUUAUCUUCUCCGCCGGUCACUGGUUCUUCCGGCCAACCAUGUUCUAUGAGAACGGCCAGCUCGUAGGGUGCUACUACUGCUUCAAAGAGAAUGUCACAGACCUUACCAUGUCCUACAGCUACAGAAAGGCCUUCCGGACUGCAUUUAGAGUCAUUAACAGCUUAGAAAACUUCAAGGGCAUUACGUUUCUGAGGACCUUCUCUCCUUCACACUUUGAGAAUGGUGAAUGGAACAAGGGAGGGGACUGUGUGAGGACUAGACCCUUUAUGAACAAUGAAACCCGUUUGGAGGGGAUAACUUUGGAGCUGUACUUGACCCAAAUUGAGGAAUUCAAAUAUGCAGAGAGAGAAGGAAGGAAGAGAGGUUUGAGGUUUAGGUUGCUUGAUGCAACUCAAGCUAUGCUACUGAGACCAGAUGGGCAUCCAAGCCGUUAUGGGCACUGGGCCCAUGAGAAUGUCACUUUGUAUAAUGAUUGUGUGCAUUGGUGCUUGCCUGGGCCCAUUGACACAUGGAACGAUUUCCUGCUUGAGAUGUUGAAGAUGGAAGGCAGAAGAUCGUCUGAAGAGCGCCUGCACUUGAUUGACAGAAAGAAUAGAAUUAGGUAAGGGUAUUUAUUUUAUUAAAAUGGCAAUUCUUAUCUGUUUCUCUAUUCAGAUUUUGGAAAAGAAAAAUAAAUAAAUUCAUCCAGAAGAAUCUGGUGGUUAUAAAAAUGUAAAAGCAUUCAAUUAAUCCAUCAAAUUAUACAAGGUUUGGCUUGUGUGUUUGCACAAC
Nelumbo nucifera (sacred lotus) is the source of this 1639-nucleotide messenger RNA. Its product is annotated as protein trichome birefringence-like 19. Gene Ontology annotation, cellular component: Golgi apparatus. NCBI's taxonomy places the organism in Eukaryota, Viridiplantae, Streptophyta, Magnoliopsida, Proteales, Nelumbonaceae. The record is from RefSeq and is a predicted model, not a curated record. Gene Ontology annotation, molecular function: O-acetyltransferase activity.